This is a messenger RNA of Cylicocyclus nassatus, 288 nucleotides long. The record is from the annotation of a GenBank genome assembly. Lineage: Eukaryota; Metazoa; Nematoda; Chromadorea; Rhabditida; Strongylidae.
AUGUCGUUUCAACGGGAUAAGAUGUUAAAAAAUAGGAUCCAUAUAGAGUUCGAGUCAUUCAUCAACUUGAACAAGAACAGCCCAGAAUACUUGUCACUCUACAUGGAUGAAAAACUUCGUGAAGGAUUAAAAUCGGAGAAUGACGUAAAUGCCGAGAAACUGCUUGACAAGGCCAUGGUGUUCCGUAUUUUUCAAGAGAAAGAUGUCUUUGAAAAAUGCUACAAAAAACACAUGGCAAUACGUCUGCUGCUAGCCAAGAGUAUCUCAGAUGACAUGGAAAGGAGAUGA